AUGGCUCUCCAAAGGCCAAGGGACCACCUAUAUUUACUUGGCCCACUCUGCGUUGUCUUGAUCCCCACCUCCAUUUCCAUCUCAACAAACAGCCAGGAUACCGAGAUCGACGUUUACACAAUGAUCAGCAGCCAGCAACUCGAUGCUUCAAAUCGAUCUUUUCCUAUUCUUCCCUCUGAGCUAUGGCUCGUCAUCUUCACACAUGCUACUUCUUUGGAGCAUUUCUUAGGCUCGCGAUGGAGCAAUGGCUACAUCGAUUCAAUUGACGGUGCAAAUCAUGAUGAGGAUGCUACUGCUAGAUCAUUCAAUGAAUCCUUGAAAGUCAAAAAAGCUGUCUCACUUGUAUGCCGCGACUGGAAUCGUCUAGGAUCUCGCCUUAUCUACAAACACUUAUACAUCAGCGACCUCGGUCGUCUCCGCCCCCUCGUCUACAUGUUGGAGUGUUCGCGGGAGAAAGCGCGUUCUGACAGUUCCACAGUCGAUAUGGGCAGGUGGAUCACUCACGUCAUGUUUCUUGCCGCGGAUAAUACUGGAAGGAAGUCGACAAGAGACAGUUCCUUGGCAGUAUCAUCAUCCCCGAAAAGAAUCACGGAGUAUGUUCGAAGGCUUGUGGCCUGCUGUCCGCGAUUGGAAGUAUUCGUGGAUUGUACUCCAUAUGGCAUGGAUGACAGACCUAAAUCAGUAAUCGCCUCCCUUGGCGCUGCUGCUGGACCUUAUCCAGCGGACCAAAGUCAUCUACGAUCAUUGGAAUGGAGGCAUAGUGGCCCUACUCUGAAUGACCUUUGUAGAAACCAUCGGAUUACGGACUCGCUUGAAACGCUUAGGUGUCGUACAUUUUACGAGUCUGAGUCACGCCUCGAAGGCCAUCAUUCAGAUUUGGGCCCACGUCAGUUUCCGGUCCUCUCUUUCGCAAACCUCACUUCCCUUGAUUUCUGGAUCUCCCGCACAAACUACGCUCACAUAUGUCUCAUGGCCAACUCAACCUUGCCCUCACUCACUCACUUCACGCUUCGCACCUCAAAUACGACGGGCGCUCUUCUUUCAUUCGAAGCUUACGAUGCGCUGGAAGCUUUCUUUGAUAGGCACGGUCACAAGCUCCGUUCCCUUGAACUGCGUGUCUGGCCAGGCGAUGAGCACAACCUUGCGGUAUCGAUUACAGGAGAAGCCAUCGCAACUGCCAUCGACCCUUCUACAAUCUUGUCUCAAUGUCCUAGUUUAUCGGAUUUGGUACUUUCUGCAGCAUGGUUCGCCCCUCAUCCAUCGCCCUCAGAUCCCUUCCACGGCGACGGAAUAUCACCCUGUCACCUUUUCGAUCUCGCAGCACACCAGCCUCCAACGUAUUGGCUGAUAGAUACAAGGGCUAUCGCUAGAACUCACGAAGUGCCGUGCUUAUCAUGUAACCGUCCUUCCCUCGCGGACUCCCUCACUCAACCAAAAGGCCGGUCCCCCUCCUCUAUCCAAUGGAUCAUUAGCGAACCAUUGGGGACUCUGGGGCGACCAAUGUCCCGUCGACACUGUACGAUCGAUCGGCACCUCCGGAUGAUCCUUCACGGAUUCAAACCCAUCGAUUCAACGACGAAGAUGAACAUGUCCAACGACUCCACCGCUUAA
This is a messenger RNA of Cantharellus anzutake, 1611 nucleotides long. RefSeq lists its product as uncharacterized. The record is from RefSeq and is a predicted model, not a curated record. The coding region runs from base 1 to 1611 and encodes 536 amino acids. Lineage: Eukaryota; Fungi; Basidiomycota; Agaricomycetes; Cantharellales; Hydnaceae. The transcript is spliced from 2 exons.